UUCUCCUUUUUAUGCCCAAUUGGGAACAGCAAGGAGAAUAAGGAUGAAGCUCCUCUUUGCAGCUGUAUUUCCUAUUUUUUUUCUGUCUGCAAUUAAACAAGCAGACUCUUCAGCCUAUGACAAGAUUGUGACACACAGCCGAAUUAGGGCAAAAAAAGAGGGCCCUAAUGUCUGUGCACUUCAGCAAGUUAUGGGCACCAACAAAAAAUAUUUCAGCACCUGCAGAAACUGGUAUCAGGGAUCAAUAUGUGGAAAGAAGGCAACAGUCCUGUAUGAAUGCUGCCCUGGCUACAUGAAACUUGAUGGGAUGCCUGGAUGUCCUGCAGUGGCUCCAAUUGACAAUGUUUAUGGAACACUGGGAAUUGUGAACGCAUUAUUGACCCAAGAUUACACUGAUCAAUCAAAACUGAGGGAGGAAAUUGAAGGUCGAGGAUCUUUCACUUUCUUUGCACCAAGUGAUGAGGCUUGGAGUCUCUUGGAUCCAGAGGUUAGGAGUGCCUUGGUCAGCAAUGUCAACAUUGAAUUAUAUAAUGCUCUGCACUACCACAUGGUGAACAAGAGAUUACUGACCAAAGAUCUGAAGAAUGGAAUGACUUUGGAGUCAAUGUACAACAAGCUGGGCCUUCUGAUUAAUCAUUAUUCUAAUGGGAUUGUCACGGUCAACUGUGCCAGGAUCAUUCAUGGCAACCAGAUUGCUACCAAUGGAGUUGUACAUAAGAUUGAUCGUGUGGUUACAGCUGUUAGUAACACAAUUCAAGACUACAUUGAAAUUGAAGAUGAUGUUUCAUCCUUUAAGGCUGCUGCUAUUGCUUCAGACAUGAUUGACAAAUUUGGGGAACCUGGUCACUACACACUUUUCCUUCCUACUAAUGAAGCUUUUGCAAAACUUCCUCGUGCUGUACUAGAAAGGAUCAUGAGUGAUAAAGUGGCUCUUCAAGCUGUCUUGAACUUCCACACUUUGAACUCUGUCCAGUGCUCAGAAGCUAUAAUGGGUGGUUCUUCUUAUGAGACUCUGGAGGGCAACAACAUUGAGAUUGGAUGUGAUGGAGAAAGUCUGACCGUAAAUGGAGUAAAGAUGGUGAAACGCAAAGACAUUGUCACCACUAAUGGAGUCAUUCAUCUCAUUGAUGAAGUGCUAAUCCCAGAUUCAGCUAAACAGGUUCUGGAGCUUACUGGUUCGUCGCAGACCACCUUUACUGACCUGGUUGCUCAACUGGGGUUGUCUGGAUCUAUGAGACCACAGGGAGAAUAUACCCUCCUUGCGCCUUUAAAUGCUGCUUUCUCUGAUGAUGUAAUGGGUAUGGACCAACGAGUUCUUAAACUGAUUCUGCAAAACCAUAUUUUGAAAAACAAAAUCGUUCUGAGUGGACUCUACAAUGGGCAGCUUUUGGAAACACUUGGAGGAAAGACUCUUAGAGUCUUCAUUUAUCGCACUAGUGUAUGCAUUGAAAAUUCUUGCAUGGUCAGAGGCAGUAAAGAAGGAAGAAAUGGUGCCCUACAUCUCCUUAGAAACAUUAUUAAACCAGCAGAGAAACCAAUGAUUGACAUUCUGAGAGGAGAUGAUAGAUUCAGCAUAUUUCUAAGCCUUGUGGAAGCGGCAGGCUUGACUGAGAUGCUCAAACAAGAGGGAGAUUGGACUCUAUUUGCACCCACAAAUGAUGCUUUUGAAAACUUAAGUGAAGAGGAAAUGGAACUUCUCACAAGUGAUAUAAAUACAUUGAGGGCAAUUCUUCUGUAUCACUUUUCUAAUGGAAUUUACAUUGGUGGGGGAAUGGAGCUUGGUGUCACUAACCUCCUGAAGUCAAUCCAAGGAAACAAUCUCAUGGUUAAAGCAAUAAAUAACACUAUUAUGGCAAAUGAGAUAAAGGCUGAAGAGAGUGAUGUCAUGGCAAAUAACGGUGUCAUUCAUGUUGUGAAAUCCCUGCUAUACCCCGCUGAAAUGCCCGUGGGAAAUAAUCAACUGCUCACCAUCCUGAAGAAGCUAAUUAAAAAUAUUCAGUUGAAGUUUAUACAGGGAUACAAAUACAAGGAAAUCCCAUUAACCUUCAUUAAACGCGUUCAAGUCACUGGAGGUCAUACCAUUACUAAAGUCAUUUCUGGAGAACCACAGAAACCGAAGGCUCGAAAGCCGAAAGUUAAAGUAGUUGGUGGAGAGAAAGUUAAGAAAGUUGUCCAAGAUCCUUCUGUGACAACCACCAUCAGGAGAGUUAUCGAAGAACCCUCAAUGACCAAACUCACAAGAGUAAUUGAAGGCGAGCCCUCUCUCACUAAGAUCACAAGAGUCAUUGAAGGCGAACCCUCUCUCACUAAGAUCACAAGAGUCAUUGAGGGUGAACCCUCAUUCACGAAACUCACAAGAGUCAUUGAAGGUGAGCCGGCCAUCACAAAGGUCACAAGAGUCAUUCAAGGAGAAUCUGAUAUCAACUUUGGACAAGGAGAGACAAUAACCAAAGUUAUUCAUGCAGGUGAAAUUGAAAAUGAAGAAGAUAUUAAGAGAUUGCUUGAACAAGAGGUUACCAAGGUAAAGAAGCUUCUUGAAAGUGAUGGUCACUUACUGGAAGAUGAAGAGAUCAAAAGGCUACUUCAGGGAGAUAACAUUAAAAGACCUCCACCUAGAAGACCUCCAGUACCUAAGAGACGAACAAGAAAAGUCCGUCAAGAGAAAAACUGAAUGAUGGGACAAAUGCUGCUUAGCACAAAACUUAAGAGAAUAAAAGAUUAUGACGAACAAUCUAGAAAUAUGAAUUGACCAAACCAGAACAAGGUGCUACAAGACCUAGUUAUUCAUUAGGGUUAAAUUUUGGUUCUGGAAACCUAAAUGAAACCUCAGCUAAUAGAAAGAAAUGGGUUUUCAAAUUCCAAGCCUAAAUAAUUCUUUUUUAUUAGUGCAUUUAAAAAGACCUGUCUAACUACAAGCUUUACAACCUAAUGAAAAUAUUUAGGAGCUCGGUGUGGGAGUCACAGAAAUGGGAAACAAAACUAAUGUAUAUCCCAUAGUUUUAAAUGAAAAAAACAAUGCUGGCAAUAAUUGGGAAUUAAAUUUGAAAAUAUUAUUGCUGGUGUAUUAAAAUUGUUUCUUCACCGUGGUAAACCAUUGCAAAAUAUAGUCUGUGGGGUCUGCAUUUUGUUAUAGAAAUCAGUAAUGCUUGGCAGGUUUCAGGUACUAACUGAAGAAUGUCUGUAAAUCACAUAAAAUGACAAUGGGCCAGAUUUCUGAUAUAACUCUACUUUUGUAUUCCUCAAUUUGCCAUUUCCAGCUUCUUAUAAUUUGUUUUAGCCUGUUUUUGGAAGCAAAAUUAAAGAUUUAUAAUUCUUUUUGUACCUACAAAACAUCUUUUAUAUUGAUUGUACAUUUUUAAACAAUGUUUGAAAAGCUUUUGGUGCCUUUUUCCAUGUUUGUGGAAAUGAAUGUUCAAUAAAGGAUUUUAUUGAGUUG
Polypterus senegalus (gray bichir) is the source of this 3436-nucleotide messenger RNA. RefSeq names its product periostin-like. Bases 44 to 2671 code for a protein of 875 amino acids. Gene Ontology annotation, cellular component: extracellular matrix. The transcript is spliced from 23 exons. Gene Ontology annotation, molecular function: cell adhesion molecule binding. The record is from RefSeq and is a predicted model, not a curated record. Gene Ontology annotation, biological process: extracellular matrix organization; cell adhesion. Lineage: Eukaryota; Metazoa; Chordata; Cladistia; Polypteriformes; Polypteridae.